Molecule: messenger RNA, 526 nt
Organism: Ixodes scapularis (black-legged tick)
Lineage: Eukaryota; Metazoa; Arthropoda; Arachnida; Ixodida; Ixodidae
Gene: Spase12
Product: signal peptidase complex subunit 1
Exons: 4
Coding region: 155-451 (98 amino acids)
Biological process (GO): protein targeting to ER
Cellular component (GO): signal peptidase complex; endoplasmic reticulum membrane
Source: RefSeq, a predicted model, not a curated record
UGCGAGUCUUGAGACUAUUGCAGCUGUUGUCCGCUCGGAGCGCAUGGGUCGCAAAUCGUUAAAAUUGUAAACGUGUUGUAUGGUCGUAGGGAUCGUUCGCUGUAUUUCAUCUGAUCGGUUGUUACGAAGCAUUUGGACCACGAAUUAAACGACAAUGAUUGAAAUACCUUUCCUGAAGUCGCUUCCAACGCAUAUGGACUUCGAAGGCCAGAAAAGGGCCGAGAAAAUAUUUCAGACAGUCAUAGUGAUCUUCGCGGUACUUGGUCUGGCAUGGGGAUAUGCCGUACAGCAGUUUUCCUACACAGUAUUAACACUCGGAGCUGGUUUCGUCCUUUCCUGCCUGCUGACACUUCCACCGUGGCCAGUUUACCGUAGGCACCCACUUCCAUGGCAGAAGGUACGGGACGAUGUCGGCACCUCCUCAAAGGCUGGCAAGAAGAAAGCCAAGUAAUAUUCCGCACGAAAGGGUACCCUGUGCCACUUUUAUACAACUCAUUUGGGAUCAAUAAAACUAUGCUACCAUAGA